UGACUGUCGACAGCACACUUCCUCGUUAGAAAUUACCUCAAUGGGAUAAGAUUUCUCCAAACAGGCAGCGAUACAAACCAUCCAACAUCGAUUCACUGAAGACUUUCUUACCGUCAUGGUACCCGUACUUACCGUGGCUGUUUGUGUGACGGUAAAUGACUGACUGACUGACUUGAUACUCUCGAUACUCUCUUCUUACGGUACCUUCAAUGCAUCUCAUGACUCUUGGGCAGCAGCAGCAACAGCAGCAGCUGUAUUAGCUGCAAGUCGUCUAGCAUGACCCGAGCUACUUUCUCCAAACGAGGACAAUUCUCGCUCUUUUUCCUCUGGAUCGGUCUGGUUCAUCUGUCGGGUCUCUACUUCUUCACCAAAGGCUUUCUUCUGACCCGCCAGAUCCUAGGGUCCAGAAGCUCCUGCGAUCAAGCCCCGAGAGUCCUAUGGCCUGGGAUUCACGGAGAUGAUGAAGGGUGCUGGCUUCGCCCAACCUUCAAGAAAGCCAUUGUCCUGAUCAUUGAUGCCCUCCGCUACGACUUUACCAUCCCCUACUCAUCCUCACAGACAGAAAAGUCCUAUCACAAUGCCCUCACCGUCCUGCACACCAUCGCCCUUGAACGCCCGCGCAACGCCCUUCUCCUUCCCUUCCUCGCCGACCCUCCGACGACCACCCUCCAGCGGCUCAAAGCUCUUACUACAGGCACUCUUCCAACCUUCAUCGAAGCUGGCUCGAACUUUGCCGGCUCCGCGCUUACCGAAGACAACCUUCUCGACCAGCUCCUCCUUUCCUUCUCUCCUUCGUGCACGUCCGACUUGAGCUCAGACUUCUGCUCUCCGCAUCAAAGCAGACGCCGCCUGAUUCACCUCGGCGACGACACCUGGCUCAAACUCUUCCCCGAACACUUCCUCCCCAACCUCUCCCACUCAUUUCCCUCCUUUGUCGUGGAAGACCUUCAUACCGUUGACAACGGUGUUACCACCCACCUCCUUCCGCUCCUGCGCCACGACGCUCUCCGCAGCGAAUGGGACGUGAUCGUUGGCCACUUUCUGGGAGUUGAUCAUGUCGGCCACCGCUUCGGGGCUGGGCAUCCUCUGAUGCGCGCCAAGCUACAGCAGAUGAACGCAGUGAUGCGGGAGGUGGUAGCAGCCAUUGACAACGACGAGGAGACGGUCUUGGUCGUCAUGGGAGAUCAUGGAAUGGACGAAAAUGGGAACCAUGGGGGCGAAACACUGGAGGAAGUUUUGGCUGCCGUGUGGUUGUAUUCGCCCCGGGAGUUUGUGGGAAAGAGGGUCGCUGAUGGUGGUGGUCGGAAUAAUGGGGAACAGGUUAUAGGGGGCUUGGAGGCGGCGGUGCCUCAGGUGGAUAUUGUCUCUACGCUGGCACUGUUGCUCGGGGUGCCUAUUCCGUUCAAUAAUCUGGGGCGGCCUAUAUCAGAGGCUUUUGCUUUGAUUCCAGAGAACAAGGAAGAGGAUAAUGUGAACUGGAGACGGCUGGUAAGGGUGAAUGCGCUGGCUGCCGCGCAGAUGGAGCGGUUUCAUGCGGAGUAUACGAGACUUUAUGGGGAUCACACAGGCGGUGUUGAGAUUCACAUUGAAAAUUUUGUACCAGAGGAGGUAGAUCCUGAAGAUGAAGGCUCAUUGGAGCGGACUUUUCGGGGACUGAGGGACUAUCAGGCGGAGAUGCUGAGGGGUUAUCGACGAGUUUGGGCGCAAUUCAAUGUCUUGAAUAUGAUUGAGGGGGUCGUGGUCUGGUUGCUGAGUCUCACUGCGAUGACCUGCACGCUCAUCGAUGGGUCUUGCUUCUAUGGAGCGUGGAUCAAAUCGCGGGCGGCGCUUGCUGGGGCCGCAAUGGGUCUUUUGGCUGCAGCGGGUCACUUUAUCUAUGCGGACCCUGCAUACCCCUUGCUGGAGAGUUUGAUACUAGGAUUUGCCAUUUCCAGUCUGAUUGCUUUGAUCGCUGGUGUGGAUCGCGGUGCUGUGCGCCGGUGCUGGCAGACCAAAUUCAGUAUUGGGGCCUGGCAGGCCAUCUUGUUUCCUCUGGUUGUCUCGGCUGGCUUCGCGUCGAACUCAUACACCAUCUGGGAAGAUGAAAUCUUGAUGUUCUUCCUGUCGGGCAUUGGGCUCUGCACGCUCGCCUCCUCCACCCAUCGGAUUGCUCCAAUUUUGAACCUGCUACUGACGCGCCUCGCCUCCUUUAGCCGACUGUGUCGAGAAGAACAAUCACCGACGUGCCGAACCACCUUCUACCGACUCGAGAGCUACACCCCGUGGCGCAUCCUCGCCCCGUUUCUGACCGCCAUCUUUAUCAUAUUUACAUCCAGAGCCAUAAGGCCAACCAACCAUGCAUGGCACACUGUAUACCUUCCACCUGCACUCCUCUUGAAUGCUCUUUUCUGGACGCUCCAAACAGCCAGCGAACAAGACUGGCUCGCAAGCAUCAUGUCGGAAGAGACGUCUAAGACGAAUCGCAUGAUUGUUGCUCGAAUGGUUCUUCUUGUCAGUCUUGCCGGUGCCGCUUCAGCUUUCGUGCCUUCUCGACGCUAUGUUGUCAACAAGCCACACAUCUUCACCAGUGCCAUCUUGCUAGUAUGUAUCCUUGUGAGUCCUCCAACCAGCGGUUUUCUGCUUGCGCUUCUCUACUUCCAACUCCUCCUGCUUUCCCGCGGCACGAGUUAUAGGGUCUGGCCCGUCAUGGCCGCUCUGCUAGGGUCAUUCUACUUCUUUUCGACCGGUCACAACGCGACCUUCGCCUCGAUCCAGUGGAAAGCCGCAUAUACUGGCUUCCGCGACGUGGUGUACCCGUGGUCCUCACUGAUGGUAGGGAUGAAUACAUUUGCUGGGCCGAUUCUCGCCGCGUGCGCUGUCCCUUUCUACGCCUCCUCUUUGGGAAACAUGGAAGCCCGAAUCCACAUAGUCCUCGCUCAUAGCGCAGUUUAUACUCUCUGGACAGUCUCCACCGCUAUCUGGGCGUGUAUCCUCCGCCGGCAUUUGAUGUUAUUUGCUAUAUUCUGUCCGCGGUUCUUGAUGGCAGGGAUACUCAUGGUGGUCGUAGAUGUGAUCAGUGUGAUGAAUUCGUUCAUCAUGUAGGAUACUUAGGAGCGCAGAAGUGCUAUCCAAAGCCUAUAGGGAAAGGGAAGAAGAAAAAAGGUUGAAGAGUGUCUUCGAAGUUGUGGAUUUCCUCUCUCUGAGUUCAGGUGGAAACGAAUGACAGUAGUUGGGUGAUUGGUUUGUUGAUAAUCAACAAACGAUAUAACCUCCUCCUUCCUCAGUUCCAACGACACAAACCAGUUUCCCAUUCACUCCCUCAAUCAAUCAUCACCUCCACCUUCUCGUCUCCGCCUCCUUUUUUCCCUCCACUCUCAAAGCGUCCUCUCUGACAGCUGGACAGCUCGAUGCAUCUACUG
Aspergillus saccharolyticus JOP 1030-1 is the source of this 3398-nucleotide messenger RNA. Its product is annotated as GPI ethanolamine phosphate transferase 3. The coding region runs from base 277 to 3081 and encodes 934 amino acids. NCBI's taxonomy places the organism in Eukaryota, Fungi, Ascomycota, Eurotiomycetes, Eurotiales, Aspergillaceae. Gene Ontology annotation, biological process: GPI anchor biosynthetic process. Gene Ontology annotation, molecular function: mannose-ethanolamine phosphotransferase activity. The transcript has 2 exons. The record is from RefSeq and is a predicted model, not a curated record. Gene Ontology annotation, cellular component: endoplasmic reticulum membrane.